Molecule: messenger RNA, 1167 nt
Organism: Lasiodiplodia theobromae
Lineage: Eukaryota; Fungi; Ascomycota; Dothideomycetes; Botryosphaeriales; Botryosphaeriaceae
Exons: 7
Coding region: 1-1167 (388 amino acids)
Biological process (GO): transmembrane transport
Molecular function (GO): transmembrane transporter activity
Source: RefSeq, a predicted model, not a curated record
AUGCACACCGAAGAGCAUGGAGCUGCGUUAGAGAGUGGUGAUGCCCAGCGUCCCGAGCUCUACCAGCAGCAUGAAGGAGAAAAACGUGAUGCGGAUGUUAACGAGGACGCAGCGACGGCGAUCCCUAAGAUCACGACCGAAUUCCACUCUAUAGAAGAUGUAGGGUGGUAUGGAUCUGUCUAUCUUCUUACUACAAACGCAUUCCAGCCGACGUUUGGAAAACUGUAUUCCAUGUUCAAUGUAAAAGCGGUCUAUCUCAUCGCGAUGGCAAUUUUUGAGAUCGGAUCAAUCGUCUGUGCAACAGCCCAAAGUUCUGCUGGUCUGAUCAUCGGUCGAGCUGUGGCCGGCGUGGGAUCAUCGGCCAUCUUCUCGGGCGGAGCAACCAUCAUUGGCUUCUCCGCUCCCCUCAGGAGCAGGGCCGUGCAUAUUGGCAUUUUGUCAAGUAUGUUCGGCAUCGCAUCCGUCAUCGGCCCGCUACUGGGAGGCGCGUUCACUGGUGAAGCCACGUGGAGAUGCCUCGUAUCUGGUUUCCUAGUCAUGUCCAUGUACGCUCACGUCUACUAUCUUCCGUUCUACUUCCAAGUCAUCAAGGACGCGAGCCCGCAGUCAUCGGGUGUCCGAUCGAUCGCAUACUUUAGCAUCCUUGCAAUUGCAUCAAUCGGUGGUGGGGCCGUCAUCUCGCUGAUCCGGUCGUACGCUGAAUUCAUGUGGGCUGGCUCAGCCAUCCUCACGAUAGGAUCGGGCUUGAUAUAUACUCUCAAGGUCAACUCUAACGCGGGGGUGUGGAUUGGCUACCAGAUAGUGGCCGGCUUUGGCGUCGGCCUGGCCCUGCAGACUCCGUUCAUUGCUGUUCAACGCGCUGUUAGACCAGCCGACAUGCCUCAAGGGAUGGCUGUCGCCAUAUUCUUCAACUCGCUCGGCGGUGCACUGUCCAUAUCAAUCGCCCAAAAUCUUUUCAGCAGUGGACUGAGAAUCAACAUCCCAAAAUACACCCACGGAAUCAAUGCUGAACAGAUUAUAGACGCUGGGGGUGUUGGUGUGCGGGAAAUCGUCCCGUCAGAUCAGCUCAGCAAUCUUCUGCAUGCCUAUAACUUGUCUAUUACCGACGCCUUUGCGCUCUCUAUUGCCUCUGCAGGAUGCGCAUUUGUUGCAUCACUAUUUGUAUGA